AUGUCGACCCUCACCGGCACUCCGCGCAGCGCUCAUGGCCCCUCUGACAAACUCGAAGACAAAGCGGCCUCUGCAGCUCUUUAUGGGGAUCACGAAACCUCACCCAAGCACCGCACCCCAUCCAUCCUUGAUGACGACGGACGGCUGUCCUCUGCAAGUGCUGCACAGUCGUUGAAAUACGCUCGGGCGCAACAAUUGCCAUCUUAUCCAUCGACCGGAGGCGUCAAAUUGGCCUCGGCCGGAGCAGCCGCAAGUCUCGCAGACUCGAACAAGAAACAGUUUGAGCAUUGGAAGCCAGGGACGAUUCCGGCGGCAAACCGGGCCGCACACAUCGCAAAAGAUUACGAGUCGGACCCAGCGUGGAAGCCAGAGCUGAGCCAGGCUGGCUCUCAAGCCGCAAUGCUCGCACACAAAGACAGUGCUCCUGUGGAAGUGUGGACGGCGUCCGAAACGGAGCAUGGCGCCUCAGCUGCUUCUUCUGCGGUUCAAAACCAGAAAUCGCCCCCGGCGAUCACAGAGAGACAGUCCUCAUCCAGCAAUCGACAAAAGGCACUUUUGGCAGCCACUGCGUCAAUGUCGAGAGGCCGACGUCGUGCCGAAUCCGCUCCCAUCAAACCUUUGCAGUCUCCGCCGCAAGCAGGGAGUUCUGGCUGGGCUUUAAAAGCAGCUGAAUCCUCCGCUUCCAACUCGCAUCGGCAGAAAGCAUCGGACCCACCCUUACGAGCGUCCGCUGACUUAUCAAGUUUUGAUGCCGCUCGCGUUCAGAACAUGGCUAAGAACAACAUCUCGCGCCAAAUGUACACCUCGAAUCCUCCAGUGGCGAUUGAAGUCGAGGAGAAGAACAGACAAGAUACGCUUCGAGCUUCUGCGCUAGCCAUGGCCCGGAAGAUGUAUGCUAUUCAACAGGCCCAAAUCGAUGAGGCUAGAGGAGUUGGUCGUUCCGAUAGUCAUUACGCUGCCUACACCGCCCGGAGGCGGGCACAAUCGGAUGCAGCAAGCUUGGCAGCGGCGAAGGAGGAAGUGAUACCAAGAUACGAAAAUCUGGAAGAAGCCGCACGCAAAUUGGCACACGAACGGUUGGCCAAACUGCAUGACGAGCACGCAGAAUAUCGUCAAUAUUAUGGGCAACAGACCCCUCCUCUGAAGUCCAGACUCACCUUACGGCGGGGUCGUCGGACAUCUAGUUUCCAGGAGGACAGUGAUUCAGAUGAGGAGCAGUCACGAAAAAUUCGAGCGCAGAUGUCGUUGUUCCAAGGGAAAUUGGCCGAUGUGGACAACAAGAAACGACAGGCUGACCGAGACGCCCUCUUAGCCAUUGCUCAUAAAAAUGUGACAGCCCGUAUGAAUGCGAUCGACGAGAAAUUGUUCUCCGAGACCGGCAGAACCACACCACAACAACGAGAACUAUGGGAACGACAAGCACGAGAACGAGCUCAACGCGAGAGUGACGAGAGACUGAUUCAUGCAGGCAAAGUCCACAUUGGCGGUGGGAAAUACCUCGAUCAAUCCGAGAUUGAUGCCAUUGCCAAGGCCAGAUUGCAGCCGACGCUGGACGAGAUCACGGAAAAGGCGGAGCAACAACGGGCCAGAGAUGAAGAAAUCAGGCUCGAACAAGAACGAGUCAAGGCCGAACAGAUGACAGAAAAACAACGACUGGCAGAUAUCAAAGCCGAGCAAAAAGCGGCAGCAGGCCGCGAAAAGGCCGAUGCUAAGGCUCACAAGGCCGGAGAGAAACGGGCUCAACAAGAACAGAGAAGUGCGGAAAAGGAACGGCACCGAGCAGAAAAGGAAGAGAAGAGACAGCCAGGAGCUGUCAAAACUCGCUUGCUCCCAGGUUUCCUUGCUAAGGGAGUCGGAACUGGUGCUGCGGUUGUAGCAACCGGGGGAGCUACCGCUGCUGGUGCUGUCGCAGCUGGCGUGGAGGAGCCCGUCGGAGACACUGUGCACGACAAAGUUACAAUGGGACAUGGCGAAGGUGCUCAUACUGUGACGGCUGGCAGAGAGGAAGUGGCUACGACAGACCCACAUGAGGAAGUGCCUGCGACAGACGCACAAGUGGCUGCACAAGACGGUGCACCAGCUCCAUUGGAUCCCAUCGCUAUCCAACCGCAGGAACCGACAUCUCCAAAUUCACCCUCCAAACGAGAUUCGAGGGUGAAGUCCUGGUUUAAGAGAAUCAGGGGUGGAAGCAGGCCUGAAAAUGACUUGCAUGACAAGCCCGACGCGGCAGGAACACCACUCGAGGUACAUGACGCUGUGACCACCACUGAACCGGCCAAGACCAGCGAGGAAGAAGACAAGCCUCGGUCCGAGUCCAUCCGUGAUGUCGCCCUCGCCGGUCGAAGUGAUGCCGAAACCGACGACAUGUAUGGCGCAUCACCUAAGCCUGAUGGCCGAGUCUCACCAGUCCCCGGUGAAGCAACAGCCUCAGGGUCUGGUCCGGGUCCAGCAGUUGCGGAAAUCGACCAUAGGAGCAGCUCGAUCAGUUCAGUGUCUGGCUCAUCCGUGCUAAGUGAGGAGCCACACGUGAUUGCCGCGGAUGCGGCUUCGUCGCGGUAUUCCGCCGACCACACAUCCAAAGGAGACUCGGGAGUUGACCAAGUGGGAACGCUCUCGGACACCGAGUCAGAACCUCGAGGAAGGAAAGGAUUCCGGGAGAGAUUCCUGAGCACCAUCAUUCCAGGAAGCCUCAGCCACAAGGAAAAAGACAAGCCGAAAUCCACAGCUGAUGGAACGGCCGUGGCAACAGCAGGAUCGACGAGCGCCCCCAUUCCAGAAGACGGACAUGUAUCGCCCGAUGCAGAACCAUCGAAUACAACGCAAGAUGGUAAAGAACCAUCGACGCCGACGACUCAGGGGCAGACCAACGGUGACAAUGCUGAUGACGAUGACGACGACGACGACGAUGAAGAUUUCGAAGAGGCCCGCGACACGUUUGACGAGGAGCGUCUAGCCCCGCCGCCCAAGCUGGUCGACAUGGCGGGUGCGAAGACUUCGGAGACGCCACGCAUCGUCGACGUCGGCAGCCCUACGAGCAAGACCCAGAGCACCAGUCCCGCGGGGAGUCGGUUUACGGAGGAAUUGUAA
Capronia coronata CBS 617.96 is the source of this 3087-nucleotide messenger RNA. RefSeq lists its product as uncharacterized. Gene Ontology annotation, biological process: eisosome assembly. Bases 1 to 3087 code for a protein of 1028 amino acids. The record is from RefSeq and is a predicted model, not a curated record. The transcript has 4 exons. Lineage: Eukaryota; Fungi; Ascomycota; Eurotiomycetes; Chaetothyriales; Herpotrichiellaceae.